GUAGGAGUCUAUUUACUGGGAAGGUACGGGCAGAAGAAAAUCAGAGAAAUCCAAGAACGAGAGGCAGCUGAAUACAUCGCCCAAGCACGAAGGCAGUAUCAUUUUGAAAGCAAUCAGAGGACGUGCAAUAUGACAGUGCUGUCAAUGCUUCCAACUUUGAGGGAUGCCUUAAUGCAUCAAUUAAAUUCUGAGAGUCUCACAUCCCUUCUUAAAAAUAGGCCAGCAAACAAGUUAGAAAUAUGGGAGGAUUUAAAGAUAAUAAGUUUCACAAGAAGCAUUGUAGCUGUAUAUAGUACCUGUAUGCUAGUAGUUCUUUUGCGAGUCCAGUUAAAUAUUAUUGGUGGUUACAUCUACCUAGAUAACGCUGCACUCUGCAAAAACGGCACAACACCACUGGCUCCCCCUGAAGUUCAGCAGCAAUAUUUAUCAAGUAUUCAGCACCUUUUAGGAGAUGGACUGACCGAGUUAAUAACUAUUGUUAAACAAGCUGUGCAUAAAGUUUUUGGAAGUAUUUCCCUUAAGCACACCCUAUCUCUUCUGGAGCUGGAACAGAAACUUAAAGAUAUCAGGAAGGUAGUGGAACAUAAAGAUUCAGAUCAGACUGCAUCUUAUUCUCCCUUAUGUCAUUAUCUGAUGCCAGAUGAAGAAAACCCCCUGGCUACCCAGGCCUGUGGACUCACAGAAAGAGAUAUCGCUACAAUCAAAUUACUUAAUGAAACUAGAGAUAUGCUAGAAAGUCCAGACUUCAGUACAGUUUUGAGCAUGUGUUUAAAUAGAGGAUUUAGUCGACUGCUGGACAAUAUGGCAGAGUUCUUUAGACCUACUGAACAGGACCUCUCUCAGAAUGGCUCUGUAAAUAGUCUUUCCAGUGUCAGUCUUCCUUUAGCCAAGAUAAUACCAAUAAUAAAUGGACAGAUUCAUUCAGUAUGCAGUGAAACACCCAGUCACUUUGUUCAGGACCUGUUGAUGAUGGAACAAGUGAAAGAUUUUGCUGCUAAUGUUUAUGAAGCUUUUAGUACUCCUCAGCAACUAGAGAAAUGAACUGCACAUUUAUAGGAAUAGAUCGUGUAUUUAUAACAAAUCCCUUGUGACUACUGAUGAGACUUGGGUUAAUUUUAUAAUGGCGUAGGAGUGGUAGACCAGCAGAAAGAACAUUCUGAAAAAAAGUGGGAGUGAACCCAUAUCUGUUCUAAUAGAAUUCUGUUUCAAACAUCCAUUAAAAAUAUUCUUGUUGAAAGAAUCAUUGUAUGUAAAGACUUUUCUAUUAAAAAAGUGGUUAAACUCUUCCAUAAUUCAUUAUUUUUAUUGCAUCUGCAAGGCACCUGGUGGCAGUAUUAUAACAAGUUAUUUGCCUGGGGUGUGUAAGUUUUGGAAAAAACUAAGGAUAGUGAUCUAAGAAUAGCACAGAGUAGCAGAAUGAAGUAAGGCUUCUUUCUUCUCCUCUCAAAUUUUUCUUUUUAUGAAGGAAAACUUUUUUUCCUUAACUCUACAAAUGUUAUUCCAAAGAGUCUCUCAUUCUUCAGAAAGCCUUUGCCAACUGAUACAUGUUCCUUUUGAACAGGCUGAGGAGGGGCGCUCUCUCUGUUACUUAAUACUAAAGGAAUGUGGAUUUUUAGAAGUUCUCUUGUUUAUGCUGUUCAAACAGCUACACUGUACACAUUA
Messenger RNA from Charadrius vociferus (killdeer), 1662 nucleotides. It is a transcript of the gene PEX3, whose product is annotated as peroxisomal biogenesis factor 3. Gene Ontology annotation, molecular function: protein-macromolecule adaptor activity. Lineage: Eukaryota; Metazoa; Chordata; Aves; Charadriiformes; Charadriidae. The annotation marks the transcript as partial. Gene Ontology annotation, cellular component: peroxisomal membrane. The transcript is spliced from 11 exons. Gene Ontology annotation, biological process: protein import into peroxisome membrane. The record is from RefSeq and is a predicted model, not a curated record.